AUGACCGUCGAACUGUUGCGAGUGGAUUGGAGGGAAGGUUGCUUAACCACCGCAGGUUGCUCCCAGCCCAGAUUCAAGGUACUAGAGGAUAUGUUACCAAUCACUGAGAGGAUCUCUAUUAGUUGGCCGAUCUCGGAGCAUUUUGUGCAGGAUGCCUCUCGUCCGUUUGUGUCUCACUGGACAAAAGGUAAACCGGAAGAUCUGACACUUUCAUGCCGAGUGGUAGGAAGUGAUCCUACCUACGGCUUCCCGCGAGUCUGCGACCAGACGGCGACAAUUCGCGUUUUCCAAGAAGGAGUUGCUGAGGCUUCUGAUCGGAAUCGACAUCAUCGGAACAUGGCUCCUACCACUAUGAUGCCGGAAGAGGAGUUGGGCAAGAAACUGAUCGAGAUUCGAGCCAAGUGCUUCAAUGUCACGAUAGCUGUGCAGAAGCAUACAGAAAGAUGUCCAUGGUGUCCUGACCCUUCCGAUGUAGCGCUCAUUGAGCUAAGGCUGCCAGAAGAUAAUCCUGCUCUAUCAACGUCGAUUCUCUCACAGUUGACAAGAGACGAAAAGCUACUGCAUGUGUGCAUUCUGCUACUAGCAAGCAUUGCUGUAUUGACAUCGUUGGGCUUCGCUUGUGUGCUGUUUGCAUUCCUUCGACAGAAAAGGGCUUACCGGUGUAUUUCCCUGAAACCGAGGCACCAGCCCUAUUCUUCUACUUGCAAGGCGGCCGAAGACCAGAAUAGGUACGAUAUGCCUUGGGAGCAGACUCGUCCGCUUACCCAUAAGCUGUCAUCAUCGUCGAAAUCAGAGGCUACAACCACAUCGCCGCUUGACUCCGUGUCGUCACUCCAUGGCUCUCCUCCAGUCCGGAGCACGACUCUGGCAGGGGUUCGGUAUGACUGCGUUGGUGAUCCGCAGACUGAAUGCCCGCAAACUACGUUGUUCUUACGUUACAGUCAUAUACCUCCGGUACCACUUGUUCUCCCAAGGAUCCAGGAAAGACUAGACGAGGACGCACUAAGCCACAAUCGUCGAUUACGCGAAUGCCUCGUAGACGGUGGCCUCCCGUUACAUCAAGAUAUUGCUCGUUGCAAAUGUGGUUUUCUUACUCCGUACACUCGAUGCGACACACUGGGUCACCUUGCAAAAGCCGUGACAACAAAUGCACGACUUGCAAAAAACUGA
This is a messenger RNA of Cylicocyclus nassatus, 1170 nucleotides long. NCBI's taxonomy places the organism in Eukaryota, Metazoa, Nematoda, Chromadorea, Rhabditida, Strongylidae. The record is from the annotation of a GenBank genome assembly.